UUGAUAACUGCAUUGUGCACAUGAAACACUUCAAAUCUAAAACUCAACACGUAUUAGAUACAAUACACGUACAUCAUUCUACUAAAGUAAAUGCCCCAAAUGGAAGGAAAACAAAAGAUCACAUGACUGUCACGGGACGCAGACGAUACAUACUCCCACUAGUACUGUAGUAAAGCUAAAUGUAGGUACUAACGUACACGGACCAGCCCCAUGUGCUCUGUGCACCAUAUUUGCAGCCGUUUAACUUGUUCGAAGGUUGGUGCACAUAAGUAAUGGAUAAGGAAAGCCUCCUCCGUGUGUUGAGGGAACACGUCACUCAUAUUCCAUGUUUGCAGUUUGUGCAGGGUGCCUGUGACGUGUCCGAGGUGGGGGACGGAAACCUCAACCACGUAUUCCGUGUGGUCCCACAGACAGGACCCUGCGUCAUCUGUCAUCGUAAAGGCAGCCCCACCUUCAUCAAGUGCCUUGGUCCAGAGUAUCCCUUGAGUGUCCAUCGCUACACCAUUGAGUACCAGGCGCUGCAGAAGUUUCACGAAAUCAUCCCAGGUUACAGUCCUCGACCUUACCUUCUCAUCCAGGACAGGCACAUGUUUGUCAUGGAGGACCUCUCUGAUGGGUACGUCACACUACAAGCAGAGCUGAUCAGAGGCAAGCUCCAUCUAGCAGCUGUAAGGAAUAUUGCAGUUUUUAUGGCCCGUGUUCAUUCAGCAACGUGUCAUCAAAGCCAAAAUGAACUACUGACAUCAUUCAGAAACCCAGCCAUGGUAUCUCUAACAGAACAGUACAUCUUCACGCGGCCUUUUCAAAAGGACGACCCGACCAAUCACAGCUCAGAGCCAAUAACGGCAAUCCUCCAUCUUGUGCACGAUGACACGGAACUACUAAGCAUCGUGGGAAAGUUUAAGCGACUUUUCCUGGAGAAGCGGGAGUGCUUGGUGCACGGUGAUCUCCACAGCGGGUCUGUUCUUGUCAGACCUGGGGAUGGAAGUGUUAAGGUCAUAGACGCGGAGUUUGCGUACGUCGGUCCAUCGGCCUUUGAUCUGGGUCUGUUACUGGCCAGCUACGUCUUUUCUUACUCUGCACACAAGGAGAAGGGGACUGGUGCAGAAAGCAGGGAGUUCUGUGAACUGUUGUGUCAGGCGAUUUUACUGACAGGAGAAGGGAGAAUGUCCCUUGUUCAACAGAAGAUGCCGCCCACAACGCGCAGAAAGAGCAGGCUGUCAGUCAAGUCCAGCACUAUUAGCACAGAAUCUUCGUGGUCGAGCGAGGGAGAAGAAGAAGAAGACAUCCGAGGAAGACCCGGUGUGUUGUCUGCGCUACUCCAGUUCCUGUGUGCCGCGGUUGCUCUCGGGACGGGUGUAUAUAGUGCUGUGCAGCAGGAUCUGCCGGCACUCUGGCAGAAGGACGACGUCAAGUCGCGGCUUCUGCUUGCCAACCACGCCACACUAGUCUUGGUCCUGUCUAUCGCCGUCCUGGUGACCUGUGGUAAACUGGUGUCCAGUCUGGUCUCCAAAGUGCGACGUGUGCGCAGCGCCACCUGGCGAUCCUCCAGGGAACACGAGGGCUCUGACGUCACCAAGGUGCUCACACUAGCCAUGCUCACGGGAAUCUGCGCAUGCCUGGUUCUUUACGUCACGGUCUGCUACCUCAUCGCACAUCCGUGGCUGGACAUUUCUGAGACAACUUACGCCACCAGGUUGGCAGCGUCCCUAGCGGUAUGUCUCAGCACUGCAGCCAUCCUCGUUUCCCUGAUCGUGACCUCUGCACUUCUGGACCAAGUGCUGAUCUCUUUUGGACUCGACCCCGACCAGACGAAUUUCGCCGUGAUCGUACAAUGCGUAACGUCUAAUUCGGCAGCCCUGAUGACCCACCUCGGCCUUGUCUCGUCCAUGUACUCCCUAGCCUGGGUGUCCGCCGAGGCCGGGGCCCAGCUAUGGCUUCAGAGGAUCGCCCUAGUUCUCAUCGGCGGUCCCGCAUGUUUGCUAGAGGCAGUUUUAUUGUUCUGGACUAUCAAAAAGCUGGCCCGCGUCAUUAUCACUGUGGUCAGCCAAAAUGUCAAGAAAGUCGUCGAGAUUGUCAGAGCCAUUCGGCUCUCUCUGCCGGCAAUGUUUCUGCUAUCGUGCCUGGCGACAAGCGGGGCGGUGUACGGGGUUGUUUCUACCGGGGAGAAGGGCCAUGAUGAUGCGGUGUUUGCCGCCUUGGUUGUAGUUACUGCUAUGGCUGUUGCCGUGAACGCUGGGCUCGGACUGUGGCUGGUUUACGUCGUUCUUCCUCUGGACAACCAGGAGCAAAUCCAGCGGGGAGGAGAGGACUUCAUGGCGGCUUUGUUAAUGGAGAUCCCCUUCCUACCGAAACAACCUAAGGAGGACUAACUCAUCUACCUUCAAAAUAACUAUGCGUAAAGAUGGAGGACAAUGCCUGGCUAGUGGCACACCAAGUUAAACUUUGUAAUUUAGAGUCAGGGCUUGAAAUACUUUUUUCUGUAUAUCUGGUGACAGUCAAGGCAUCAAUUACAUGCAUCCACCAACCCAGUACAUGGCCCAGUGCAAGUUAGGUGCAGGU
Molecule: messenger RNA, 2562 nt
Organism: Branchiostoma belcheri (Belcher's lancelet)
Lineage: Eukaryota; Metazoa; Chordata; Leptocardii; Amphioxiformes; Branchiostomatidae
Exons: 10
Coding region: 273-2372 (699 amino acids)
Source: RefSeq, a predicted model, not a curated record